AUCAGCCAAUCAACGCCGCCGUUGGCCCUCGAAACAACCCGCUUGUUUUGACGUUGACCUCAGAAACAUCAGAUAAAGGCUUCAGCUUUUGCACAACCUCGAUUUUACAUAUCUGCUUUUUAGUCGAAAAGCAGACUUUUUCGACUAAAAACUUCUACUAAGAACUUCUCAGGAACUUGGACGACCAGUGUUGCCAAUGAACACGGGCAGGUUAUCAUGUCGGUGCUUACAGAAAACAAAGAGUUUGGUCUUAAGGGGAUGAUCUCCGGUGUCAUAAAUAGGUACAAGGAAGCCGCAGAGGCUCCUCCUGAAGUUCUGUAUGCCAAUGGAGACUGCUGUGGGUCCAGCUCUCUCAGAAAAGCAUUCAAAGAGUGGAAGGACAUGGAGGUCAGGUUGAACAUCUCUGAGUUCAUGCGAAGGAUUUCUGUGGGCUGCACGUUAGAGUCCCAUCAGAUAUACGCGACAUUCAUGGACCGCCUCACCCACUGUAUUUUCGAAUGGGAUGAGGAGGACCUGAAGCAGCUGAAGGAGGCGAAGCAUAAUGAGCUCAAUUCCGAUAUCGUCCAGCCUUCUGAUGAUGAACUAAUGCAUCACCUCAGCAGAAGCGAGUUGGCCCUCCACUGUAGACGAACCACGCGUGAUGUAAGGGAGAUCGAAGAACUCAUCACAGCACUCAUUCGGCUCUAUGAUGGGGAGGCGGGAUGGGACUCAUUAGGAGUGCCUCUCUUCAGUUCCAAUAUAAUGGCUGAGAUAUGGGAUUCCCAGAAGAAACAUUUGCCGUGUAUAGUGGAUCCUCUUGGUGUACAACUGUAUGAGCAGACUGGGACACUGGUGAAGGGAGGCCACCUUCUGCCAACCUACAAAUGUUUCAGAGGUUCCACCUCCAUUGAAUCCUUCCACCAGCAUCUGAACCAGCUCAUUCCAGGGGUGCCAGCUUGUUCUACAUUUCUCCAAAUUGAGUUUUUGGAUGGAUUGGUCAGGUGGAAUGAAGCGACUGCUGUGGCCUCAGAGGGCCUGCAGACACCUCAGUCUUACAUUGGGGUUCUUCAACAAGCUGUCGACCAGCUCGGAGAGGAAGUGCUUGGAAAGAACAUUGUGUCUACUAUCAGUACAAGUAAAUACACUAGUGAACUGAUUGGGUUAGAGUACCUGUACCAUCAGACUGGCAAAGCAAUCCAGGACAGUAGAUUUAUCAUUAGACAGAUGGAAACCACUGACGUCCAAGUGGCUAAAAGUGAGGGCUGCUGCAAACUAGAGGACAAUGGGGAUUGGACAAUCGCACAUCAACCCAUAGAAGCUUCUCCAUUGAUGACAAGCCGAGGUGCUCAGUUUCAGGGGGAAGAUCUCUUUCCUCCAAUCACUAAUUAUAUAUUUCCUUUGAUAGGAUUUCUCUGCGAGCUUUCUGUCACUUCUAUAUUUGAAGUACAGACAAGCUUUGUAAUUUACUUUUUUACAUAA
Sinocyclocheilus anshuiensis is the source of this 1458-nucleotide messenger RNA. RefSeq lists its product as uncharacterized. NCBI's taxonomy places the organism in Eukaryota, Metazoa, Chordata, Actinopteri, Cypriniformes, Cyprinidae. The transcript is spliced from 4 exons. Bases 217 to 1458 code for a protein of 413 amino acids. The record is from RefSeq and is a predicted model, not a curated record.